Messenger RNA from Ambispora gerdemannii, 1812 nucleotides. The record is from the annotation of a GenBank genome assembly. NCBI's taxonomy places the organism in Eukaryota, Fungi, Glomeromycota, Glomeromycetes, Archaeosporales, Ambisporaceae.
AUGCCAACGAAAGAUUACGAUAUGACGAAAAACUCACCCGAAAAAAAGCAGAAUCUAGAAAGUAACCACAACCAAUCCACUUUCACGUUCCCAAUUGAAAUUCUGCCGGACAUUCUUGAAUACUUUGCAAAAGACAGCACGACACUAUACAAUCUAUUGUUUGUAAAUAAUGAAUUCUGCGAUGCGACAAUUCCAAUUCUAUGGCGAGAUCCAUUUGGAAUAGUAGAGCAAUGGAAAAAAUCUAAUCGAUCGAAAAUGACUGAAUUUUUCAAAAUUUUUUUUGAUGGACUUUCGAAAAAUGAUGUGGCAAUGAUAGAAUCCUGCGGUUUCGCGAUUCCGCGAAUUGAGAGAGAACCAUACGCUAGCUAUAUAUCUUUUAUGCAAGUGUUUGAUCAUGAUGACAUUGUGCGAGCCCUUUUAGCUUAUUUUCAAUCUUCUUCGGUACCUCGACGAAGAACAGAUCCGAAAUUUUUAAGUUUUUAUAUACUGAGACAAGUCUUUCGAUAUUCGAUAAAGAUCAGAAAAGUGUCAAUAAUGUAUUAUGACAUCGCCGUACGUUCAAUGGCAGAUAUUAGCUCAUGGUUCGAACAGAUUUCACAACGACACCAAAAAAUCGAAAAAAUACAAAUUUCCGAAGCUGUUCAUUUAAAUGGAUCCCAAGGAACAGUAAGAUCUCUCGGAUUCUGGUGCGGCGUCGUUAAACUCAUCAAUAGUCAAAGAAAACUUCAAGAACUUGAGGUUUUUGGAGUGCAUCAAGGAAUCGAAUAUAUUUUUGAUUUUCUACGGCUUGGACACGCAACACUUUCCAAAAUUCGAUUUGAUUCAUGCGGGAUUCCAAACGAGAAACUUGCUGAAAUUACCGACUGGAAAAUCCUCGGACAAUUGGCUGAAUUACGCUUUUCUGACUGUGUGGUUGUUGCGUCAUCGGAAAUACUAUUUUUCGUAAAGCCACUGGAUUUGACGUUUUUAUCAUUUCUGGAGCCGAAAAUGAUGUUGAAAUCAUCGUCAGAUUGUGACGUUCAAUUCUCUUCAUAUACGAUUGACUCGGAAAAUAGUUCAACCCAAGAUCUAUAUUCAAUCAUACAAGUAAAUCGGCAAUGGUGUCAAGUAGCGAUUCCGAUCCUAUGGAGUUACCCAUUCUUUAAUUACUACUCGUCGAAAGCGUCGUGGAAAAUCAUUACGACUUACUUGGAUUGUGUUCCGGAAGCGGAUCGCGUUUUACUCACUCUCAAACCGACGGCGCCAAAACGCAAGAGAUCAUUUUUCAGAAAAAAGUAUCAAAAUUCAGAAUUACAAGCUGCUAAACAAUCAACGACUCUGAGAAUUAAGGUGGCAGUUGAGUGGCGAGUGAGAUAUCAAGGCGAUCUCUACUACAAAAAUGCUACACUGGUCCUCUGGGUAAUACUGGAACUCUUGAACAAAGAAGGAUCGAGCAUAUGUGAAUUAACGGGGACGAUUUCUAAUGGAAUGAAUUUUCAUAAUGUCAUUGACUUGCCAUCAACGGAAAAACUUUGGAGUUGGAUUUCGAGAAUAAAAAAAUGUAAUUUGAAAGUUGAAGAUUUCCCAAGGUUGGAGGAUUGUCCUGUGUGGCUUGAAUUCUUACCAUCAAACAUCGCAUCUUUGGAAUUGAAUUUCCGCAUAUUUCGAUCAACUCGACAUUCCGAAUUUUUACCACGACUGCUCAAAAAGAUGGACAACCUCCGCGAAAUCAGGAUAAUAGACUCACCCUUCAACUCAUUUCGACAAAAACCCAUCGUUGAAUAUCCUCGUCGAUUUUCCCCAUCUAACGAUGCUCAAAUUCAUCCAGUGUAG